AGAACAAAUAAGCAUUGCGUGGGUUUUGAGAGUAACAGAAAUCUUUCACUGGAGGGCUUGGAGAUGCCUGGGGCUGCUCUUGGAAACGUGAACGUUACAUAUACAUCCACGUCCUUCAGAAGUGGACAGUUUCAAGGGCUUACUGCUGGAGUAGUUUAACAGCCAUGCUGUGAAAAUGGGAAGAAGCAAAGAGCUAAUCAAGAGAGGAAAUAGAAGCGAAUUACCCCACCCGCCUCUGAAGCCUCUACUGAGGGCAUUUAUCGUAAUGUUUCUCAACCUGCUCAGGCUGGCAACAAGAUAGAAGAGGUCCCCUGUUUGGCCAAAACCAGCUGGUGUAUCUCAUCUUCCCAGGACUACAUACGUAAGUAGAAUCAUGUGAGUAAGCAUAGCAUAUGGAGGCCUUCAUAGCUGAUAGUCACAGUUAAUUUAGAUUUCACUCCUGCAAAUAAUGUCAAAUUCUUCAUUCCUCUUUCCUCCUCCAGCUGAGGAGCGUUUUAGGGAUGACACUCAGGGGAAGGAAAGGUGGCAGAUGCCCUCCACGGGACAUUCUCCAGCAGCAGCAACAACCUCUCAUAUCCCUCCUGUGUUUCUUAGUGAAACCAAAGGGUUGGAAUUUGAAGGAAUCAAAUCCGAAGGGAAUAGGGUUGUCUUGGUGUUUGCAGGUAGACGUGAUGCUGCAGUGCUUAAUGUUUAUUGUUAAGAUGAAAAGCUGGAGAACCCUUUAGUCAGUUUCAUGUGAGAUCAAGACGCCUUGUGGUGAUGGGCAAACCUCUCUGCUUCUGAGGUCUUUGUGCAGACAUGGAAAACUCGUCUUGUAGCAGUGCAGAGGCAGUAUGCUGCUGAUGAUGGUCUAACUGGCUUCAAAUUUGUUCCAUUUAACAGUUGAUCUGAGAAGGUUCAAUCCAUGUAUCCAUAUUUCUAUCCUGCCAGCGAACCUGUUGAUAAUAAACAGUUCCUAAUGGCCCAACAGCUCUCUCAUCCAGGCUUUUCCUAUAGCAAGUUGUUAGAUACCUGCCAGAUAAAAGCUGAUGGCCUUCGUACAGCUGAAGAACAAAUUCAUUCCAACUGCACUUAUUUAGCUCUGCGCUUUAACCUGGCUCUGUUUUUACUGAGACUUUAACCUCACUUUGAUGCCUUUUUUGUCAGGUCUUGUCAGCCUGUGUCACAACACAGACAACGUGGAGGGCCUUUGAAGUUGCCACACAAACAAACAGUCUGUCUAUUAAUCAUUAAGGAUGUGCUAUUUUCCCGAGAUCCGAACGCUGGGCACAGGGCAGUUAUUUCACAGGUAUUGCUUUUGGAAAAUGCCAAACCGGAAGUAUGCCGAUGGCGAGGUGGUGAUGGGUCGUUGGCCAGGAAGCGUCCUGUACUAUGAAGUGCAAGUGACUAGUUAUGAUGAUGCUUCUCAUCUUUAUACUGUGAAGUACAAAGAUGGUACCGAACUUGCUUUGAAGGAAAGUGAUAUAAGGUUACAGUCAUCAUUCAAGCAGAGGAAAAGCCAGUCUUCCUCAAGUUCUCCUUCCAGAAGAAGUAGAAGCAGAUCUCGAUCCAGAUCUCCUGGUCGGCCAGCAAAAGGCAGACGUCGCUCUUCUUCCCAUAGCAGAGAGCAUAAAGAAGACAAAAAGAAAAUUAUUCAGGAAACCAGCUUAGCUCCACCGAAACCAAGUGAGAACAACACCAGAAGGUACAAUGGUGAACCUGACAGUACGGAAAGAAAUGACACAUCCAGCAAACUCUUGGAGCAACAAAAAUUGAAACCAGACGUGGAAAUGGAGCGUGUGCUUGAUCAAUACAGCUUGCGUUCAAGAAGAGAAGAAAAGAAAAAAGAAGAGAUCUAUGCAGAGAAAAAGAUUUUUGAGGCAAUAAAAACUCCGGAGAAACCAUCGUCAAAAACAAAGGAGCUAGAGUUUGGUGGAAGAUUUGGGACCUUCAUGCUGAUGUUUUUCCUGCCUGCUACUGUAUUGUACUUACUGUUAAUGUGCAAACAAGAUGACCCCAGCCUUAUGAACUUCCCUCCUCUCCCAGCACUUGAAAGUCUCUGGGAAACUAAAGUGUUUGGUGUCUUUCUUCUGUGGUUUUUCUUUCAAGCUCUGUUUUACUUACUGCCAAUAGGAAAGGUUGUGGAAGGCCUGCCUCUUUCAAAUGGAAGGAAGCUGCAGUACCGGAUCAAUGGGUUUUAUGCUUUUCUUUUGACUGCUGCAGCUAUUGGAACCUUACUGUAUUUUCAGUUCGAACUUCAUUAUUUGUAUGAUCACUUCGUGCAGUUUGCAGUGUCAGCUGCAGCUUUUUCUAUGGCAUUGAGCAUCUAUUUGUACAUUCGAUCCUUGAAGGCACCUGAGGAAGACCUAGCGCCAGGUGGAAAUUCUGGAUAUCUUGUUUAUGACUUCUUUACUGGACACGAAUUGAACCCUCGUAUUGGCAGUUUUGACCUCAAAUACUUCUGUGAGUUACGUCCAGGAUUAAUUGGCUGGGUUGUCAUAAACUUGGCAAUGCUCUUGGCUGAGAUGAAGAUACACAAUCAAAGUAUGCCAUCGCUGUCAAUGAUACUCGUGAACAGCUUUCAGCUUCUAUAUGUGGUGGAUGCUCUUUGGAAUGAGGAAGCUGUUUUGACUACAAUGGACAUUACCCAUGAUGGAUUUGGAUUCAUGCUAGCCUUUGGAGAUUUGGUGUGGGUUCCAUUUGUCUACAGCCUACAGGCCUUCUAUUUAGUUGGACACCCUAUUGCAAUUUCUUGGCCGGUUGCAGCUGCAAUUACUAUUCUGAACUGUAUUGGUUAUUACAUAUUCCGUAGUGCAAAUUCUCAGAAAAACAAUUUCCGAAGGAAUCCAGCAGAUCCCAAAUUGUCCUAUCUGAAAGUUAUACCCACUGCGACUGGAAAAGGGCUUCUUGUCACAGGUUGGUGGGGGUUUGUUCGUCACCCCAAUUACCUUGGUGAUAUCAUCAUGGCACUUGCGUGGUCCCUACCCUGUGGUUUCAAUCACAUUUUGCCAUAUUUCUAUGUGAUUUAUUUCAUCUGCUUGCUUGUUCAUCGAGAAGCUCGUGAUGAACAUCACUGUAAGAAAAAGUAUGGUUUGGCAUGGGAAAGGUAUUGUCAGCGUGUACCAUACCGCAUAUUUCCUUACAUCUACUAGAGCACUCCACAUACCUGAUCUGCAAAUUAAAAUAUACCUCUCACCUUUGCACUUGGUCUGUCUGUUAUCUAGGCUUUAAACAUUAAAUGUGACCAAACGAUGGAGUGCUUCAGCAAGUAUUGACAAGUAAUCCUAAAUACUUAUGAGUUAUGUGAACUGACUGUCUAUGACCUCAAUUUAAGAAAAAAAUUGUGAAUUUUAAAAAGUCUUGGAGCCCUAAUUUUUCAAGUUAAAUUUUAUCUAGAAUUCUGAGUUUACAUUUUUUUUUUAUUGCAUUAAUUAAGCACUGUGAUGUAAAAUAUGUUAUUUUCUUAAUACAAUAAAUACAGGAGUUCCAUCCAGUGAAUUUUUUUGGUGUUACUUGUACCAUCUAACUUCAGAUGUCUGACUGAGCUGUCUGAGUGCAGAGAGCAGAGGCUCUGGGCAGCGGAUCUGUGAGCGGAGGAUUCAGCCCUGAGGAGGGCCCACGCUCUCCGUGCUGUUGCCCUGCAGCCCCUGGCUCUGGGUAGUUGGAUUUUUGGUCAGGAGGGCUCUGAAUGACCCCUCCUGACCUGCGCCUGCUGGAGGGAUGGAUAGAUGGGAAGGAGGGCACAAAUAUUCCCUCCAUCCUACCUCCCUGAGGCGAGAGGGAUGCUCGAGCUGCUCUGGCAGUGCCCCAGCCCCCCUGCAGGGGCUCAGACCCCUGAAGGUAGAUGAUACAAAGGCAGAGCUGUGGGAGCGGUGAAUUCUAAUCUGGCGUCUUAACAGUGUGAGCACAGGAGUAGCAAAAGGUGCGGCGUGUGCGUAUUUGACAGAAAAGAAUAAAAUGACCACAGUUGGCUUAUUCUGAUCUUUGUAAAAUAUGUCUUCGUGUACCAUAGCAUUUCCCGAGUGUGUAUAAUAAAAGCUUCCAGGUUUUUUGCUGUACAGUGUUUGGAUUUGAAAACGUGCUAACUUUUUUAGGAACAGGGAGAAAUUUUUAACUAAAAUCCAUUUCCAGUAAUUUUUUAAAAAUGUUCAUUUAAUAAAGAUUUUUGUAAAUUAAUGUAUUAAAUCUCGAAACAAUUGAAGUGCUCAUUUAAAUAUUUGUAUUGACAGAUAUGCUAUGAAAAUGUGGCGAGUGCUCCUCUGUCCAAAGUGGGUUUUUUUUUUGUGGGUGUUUUUUUCCAAUUUGGCAUUGCUACCUCAUAUGUAGGUUUUGCCUUUUGUACUGUUGCAGAUAGAGAUAAUAGCUAUUUUUUUGCUACUGCUAUUUAAACCAACAUUUUUUACAUGAGCCUGUGGUUAAACUCAGCCACGUUCUAAUAUAUUUUUGUAUAUAUUUGAAUCUCUGACUAAUGUAUGUGUUGUAGGCAUUAGUUGUAUUCUUUGUCUAACUGGCUGUAAAUCGGAUGCCACUUAAGUAUUUUGCUUCCUAAGUAGAGUAAUUUUAUAUUUUACUGAAAUAACCUCGCAUUAACUAACUAGAGCUAGCGUUUAAUGCCAUCUUCACAAGGGUUAACUUCUCACGUACUUCCUAUGUGAGGUUUAUAGCACAACUUCUCCCCGGGGCUUAUUAGAGUCAAAUGUAGCAGGGAGGGAAUUGCAAGCAUGUCUGCAGUUGCUUGCAGGAAGAUUACUAACAAAUGAGAACGUUGCAAUUGGUUAAUUCUGUUCAGUUCUUUUUAAAUAUUGAUGUAGUUGAAAUCUAGCAUGUGAUGGGGUUUUUGUUAUUAAUUAAAAACCCUCUAUUUUGCACACAUGCAUUUUUAAUGACAAUUGUACAUGUAAAGUGUAUAUAAUGUAGCUUGCUGAGCUUGAUUGUGAGCGUCCUCAGAAAAUCUGUAUUUUGGUGUUGUAAGGAACAUGUGUUGUUAGGAGAAGUAUUCUGGUUUCUGGGACAAAUAGCAGUGCCUGUAACAACACUGAAGAGCAUUCACUUGUGUGAAGCAGCAGAUUAAACUGGGCUUUUUUUAUGUUGUUUUUUGUUUAAUGAUCGCUUAUUGGAUUAGUAGGAAUAGCAGUUGUUCAACUGCCCCAGCUUGCAGCUGGUGUUUGAAAAUGUACUGAAGCUGGGGACAGUUUAACUCCCCAGCCCUUAAGCUCUGAGUUGCUACUGCCAUCCCAGUUUUAUCUGUUUCCCACACAAGAUUAUUAAACCGUAAUUCAGACCCCUUCCUUUCAGAAAAGGGUCUUGACUGAUAACUUCAGUUUCAUUUAUAUGCUGAAUUUGAUGUGAAUUUGAUUUUGAAGUAACUGUUUUUAAUACAAACAAGCAUAUAAGCUAAAAUAAAGCUCUUGCUUAAAAUUA
This is a messenger RNA of Gallus gallus (chicken), 5400 nucleotides long. It is a transcript of the gene LBR, whose product is annotated as lamin B receptor. The record is from RefSeq and is a predicted model, not a curated record. The transcript is spliced from 17 exons. Bases 1236 to 3131 code for a protein of 631 amino acids. Gene Ontology annotation, cellular component: nuclear inner membrane. Gene Ontology annotation, molecular function: oxidoreductase activity, acting on the CH-CH group of donors, NAD or NADP as acceptor. Gene Ontology annotation, biological process: sterol biosynthetic process. NCBI's taxonomy places the organism in Eukaryota, Metazoa, Chordata, Aves, Galliformes, Phasianidae.